CAAUCUUAGGGCCUAAGAAUAAUGAAUGCUAAAUAUAAAAGAUCGUGUGUGUUAUUGGUUUAAUUGUAAUUGGACCAAUUAUAUAGCAGUAUAGAGACAUUGAUAUCUUCACAUUCUAGGUUUCAGUUCUACGGUAUCUCGGAUUAGCAUGUCAAUCCCGCUAUAGCAAUUUAUGAACAUACUUGUUUACAGUAUUUCAUGCUCUCUAGUUGAUUUUAAUCAAAACCUAUUAUUCUUUCCUGUACAAUUGAAAUCGAUAUACAAUGAUAACAAUACAGAAAAAUUAUUUGUGUCUGCAGGAUGGAGAACAAUUACUUUCAAUUAAUUUAGAAAAAAAAUGAUUUUAUAUAUAUAUAUCAUGAGCUCAUAUAUGAACUAUCUGCAUUUCAGCAUAGUUAUUGAUAUAUAUAAAAAGAAAUCAAUACUAUUUGCUCCUGAAAUGUGCAAUGAGUUAUUGUAAUUACUUUUCACAUUGAAUAAUUUAACAAUUAAUGUGAUCAUAAUAUGCUUUAAGAUAAUAGUACAUAUUAAAGUAUUAUAUUUUAUUAUUGACCAACUUAACUGUACAUCAUUUUGUUUAUUGCGAAUUGUGUAAAUAUUAGGAAUAUUUGAAUUAAUUCUGAAAAAAUAACAAAAUUUAUCUUGCAUAAUCGCUUAAUAAAAUUAAUGCGAUUCGUGCGUUCAUAUUGAUCUGAAUACUUUAAACACGUUACAAAGAGCCGAUACGUACGAUCAUAAUAUUGUCCAUGGAAUUCGAAUACGCCCGUGUUUAAAAAUUGAUAUUACUUCAUUUUGCGGCUUGCUGCUCUGUUAUAAAUUCAUCGAUUACUUCGAAUGCUAUUUAAAGCAGACAAAUUAAUUAUUUUCUACUUGAUUGGUCUGUAUUGUACCUCUUUUUUAUUGCAUAAUUUUUAACAUAUAAAUCCUACUUCGUCUGCAAGUGCAUCUUUUCCAUAAGUUUGGUAAGAUUUGGGAACCUAGUAAAUUCUUUGAAGCAUGAAAAAUGGCAUAUCAUUUUAUGAAAAGUUAUGCAGUGAAAAAUAUCAUAUCGUAUAACGCAUAUAAAAAAAAGAGGUAUUGAACAAAUAGAAUAUAACGUUACACUUUAUUUAAGGCUUACUUUGAAAAAAGUUCAUCUUUAAAAAAAGAAUUGUAUGUUCUGCACAUUAUUAUUAUUAUUAUUACUAUCAUUAUUAUUAUUAUUGUCAAAAUGCACUUUGUUUGCUGUAUGUUUUGUUUUAAUAACCCAAAAAGGCACUCCUUAUAAAGCUUUUGUUGAUUUCAGUUCUCCAUAUCCCACAUUUCCAGUUGGUUCUAAGCUAUAUAGUUCAUAAUGUAAAAAUACAGCUUCUUAUAAAUAAUAUUUAACAGUUAAUUAGUUCUAAUUUAACUUGUACUAUGUAUGAAUAAUCUUCCAAGAAUGGUGCAAAAUAAGUUUCAUGUUACAGAACAUUAUGUUUAUAAUAUGCAGAUUUCUAAUGUCAUGUUACAAAUACCAAGGAAUAUGGUUAAUAUUGUUGCAUCUUGUUUUAAUGUGAGUAUUCAUUUUACGCUCUUCCUUCGUCUCAAAGAGGGCUUCCACUGUGAAGGUCAUUGUGAUUAUAAAAUGGCUAAUGCAUUAUUUCAUAUAUAUAUGUAUACAUACGUGGAACGAAUAAUAAUUGUGUUCUACUUUCUAAUUGCAAAAGCGAGAAUCGUAAUAUUUUACGUUUGUCAUGAUCGAAUUGAUGAUGAAUCGCGCCUCUAAUUUAUGAACUUAGUAUUAAUGUAAUGAUGAAUUAACAGCAAACUUUAUUACAUUUAUUAUUUUUAUAAUGUUAGAGAACAUAGGAAUAAAAUUACUGCUAAAUCGUGGAUAUAGAAACAUUGGCAAUCUGUAUGCAAAAUGUACAAUAAAAUAAGAACUUUAAUGUAGUCUGAUAAAGUUUUUAUUUUAUUUUUGACUUAAAAAUCUUAACGUAUGAAACUGACUUGUAUUCUAUUCUUUCCUUUUUAAAUAAUCAAUAAACUGUGAAUAUGCAUAGAAACUUUCAGUCGAAUUAUUACAUAAUAAUUCUCUCUUUUGCAAUGGCAAUAUAUGUAUAUACUAUACAUUUAUAUACAGUAUAUUAUUUAUAGAUGUAAUACAUAAGUAGCCACAUAUUAUAAAGUCUGUAUGUUACUUGUUUACUUCGUAAGCAUUAAUUACUUAAAUUUUACUAUGUUUCGUAUAAAUUGCAUUGGAUUGUUUAUCAUAUGUGACCUCUCAGAAUUUGUUAGGAUGCCAACAUCUUUAUAAGUAUGUUCAUCCUGUAUCUAAAAAACGCAGUAUAUUUUUCUAUCUGUAAUGCUUAGCGAUAAAUAUAAGUUCGGGCCUAUCUUUAAUGGUAUUGUAUAAUAAUUUGUAGAGUGUGCAUGAUUUAUUUUCAUUAUAUACAUGCUGCCUACGAUGUAAAAAAAUUAUUAGCAAUCGAUAUCUUCAAAAUACGUUAUAAAACAUCCUGAGAAGUUUAAUAAGGAUACAAUAAUAAACGAGAGUCAGACAAUGUACUUGUUCUUUCCAUGAAACUCAAAGAGCUGGUACUUCACUUUUUUCCCCACAAUGUUAAUACUUAAUAUUAAUUUUUACCUCAUUUAAGGGAAUAAAUUUUAGUAAAUUUGAAAUGGGGAACAACGAUGUAAUACUAAGUACGCGCAGUCGACGUAGAUCUGUGAUGGCGCUAAAGUUGAAUACAUUAAGGUUCACGUGGAUCACCGUGCGUUUGAGGGAUGAACAUGUGAAUGUACGGCAUGUUGACUUUUUCCUAUUUGUUUCAACUUUAUUUUCUUUAAUAUAUUAACGUAUGCAAAUAAGAGUGUCCGAAGAAUUAAAGAGUAACGAUGAAAGGUCCUUACAAGGCAAACAUUAAUGACUUUAUGAAUGAUUCUGACGAGUCAGGAUCUGAAAGUGUUCACUAUUCUGACGAUGAUAUUAAUAACAUUGAUGACAUGAAAAAUAAAUCUGCUAAAUAUGAAAAAUCAGAAGAUGAAGAUGAAGAAGAUGAAGUGGAAGAGGAAGACGAUGAAGAAAUACAAGAAGACAGCAUACAAGGGAAUAUGCUUGUAAUGACUGAUAAAAAAAGAAAAAAAGUUAUCGAUGAUGUUAUAGAUUCCAAGCCAAAAAAGAAAAAGAAAAUGCAUAGUGAACUUUAUAAACCACCAACAGUUGAAGAAUUAAAUCAACUUAGAGAGACAGAAAAUUUAUUUCAUUCCAAUUUGUUCAGACUACAAAUAGAGGAGAUGUUAAAUGAAAUUAGAAUUAAAGACAAAUAUAAACGUUUACUUGAUGCUUGGUUUCAAAAACUAGAGAUGACUAUAAACAAGAUAAAAGAAACAGAGGAGUAUCAGCUUUCAGGCAAAAAGUUGAAGAAAAGAUUGAAUGUUCAUAUACCAAUGCCUUGUGUACCUGAUGAUACAAAAAUAACAUUUCAAUUUUGUAAACCAACCCAGAUUGCUUUCAUAGGUUCCUAUGUAUAUAAUGCUACAGUUGGUCCAAAUAUUACUGUGGAUAUAAUGAUUGAAAUGCCUGCAAAAAUGUUUAAAAAAUUAGACUAUCAAAAUUAUAGAUAUAUUAAAAAGAAAGCUAUAUAUUUAGCAUACAUAGCAUCUAGCAUUACCAAUGAUAUUGCAGAAGAAAAAAAGUUUGUUGGAGAUAAUUUAAGACCAAUGUUGAAGAUUGUGCCAAGUGGAAAAUUAGGUAGAAAAAUUAAUGUACUGUUGCAUGUAACAGCUCAAGAAGAGAGUUUCAAAUUAAAUAGAUUUUUACCAGAAAAAAAUAGUGUUAGACCUGGAUGGUUUUUCUCGAAGGAAACAGAUGUUGCAGAAAAUUUACCACCAACACCGCAUUACAAUUCUAUAAUUCUUCGCGAUUUAGUGGUCUCAAGAAUAAACUCGGAAAAUUUAAAUAUAAUUAAAGAAUAUCCAAAUCUGAGGGAUGGUAUUAUAUUACUAAAGAUAUGGCUAGUUCAGCGUGAAUUGAUAAAAGGCUUUGAGGGCUUCAAUGGAUAUGUUAUAACAAUGUUUGUUCUAUAUUUAUUAUCUAUUAAGAAAUUAAAUACGUUUAUGAGUAGCUACCAGAUAGUAAGAAACGUGUGGCAUCAUUUAGUGCAAGUUAGUUGGCACGAAACUGGCAUAACAAUGAGUCAAAAGGAAGAUAGUAAUGAUAUGGUAUUGAAUUAUAAAAAUUAUUACGACUGUGUCUUCUUGGACAGCACUGGUUACAAUAAUAUAGCGGCACAUAUAUCUAAAGAUAAUUUUUCUUGGAUCCAAAGAGAAGCAGAACUUUGUUUGGAACACUUGGAUAGUGUACAUGCAAAUAGUUUUCAAUCUCUUUUCAUGAGAAAAGUACCAUUUUAUAGAGCCUUUGAUCACAUUAUAUGUUUGAAGGAUUCCUGGACAAUGAAAAGGGUAGUACAGAAUAAGUCAAAUAGCAAUGAUAAGUUAGAUUAUGGACCUAAUUAUCAUAAUCAAGCAAUAAAACUAAUUUAUAAUGUACUGAAACGAGGAUUAACAAACAGAGUACAUCGCAUUUGUGUAUUGCCAAACGAUUUCACAGAAUGGGAGUGUACAGAAAACAGUUCUGAUGAUAUCGGACAGAUUUCUAUCGGAUUAGAAUUAAAUUCGGAGUUUUGCUUUAGUGCAGUGGAUAAAGGGCCUGAAGCAAAUUUACCGGAAGCAGCAGAAUUCAGAAAUUUCUGGGGGACAAAAUCAGAAUUACGUCGGUUCAAAGAUGGAUCUAUCCGCGAAGCUGUAGUUUGGUCGGAAGACAAAACAGCCUCGUCAAGAAGAUUUAUAUGUAAAAGAAUUGUAGGUUUCUUAUUCAGGAGAAAGCUUGGUUUAAAUAAAGACAAGUUCCUGUACGUUGCCCAAGAAAUGGAAUGCCUCUUACAAUUACAAAAGGUUGAAAUAACGCAUUUCGCUUACGGUACUGGGGAAGAAGCUACGUUGAGAUUGAUAAAUGUAUUUAAUAAUCUUGAAAAACAAUUGAUGAAUCUAACGGAUAUUCCUUUAUCGAUCCAUGGAGUUCAAGGAUCCAGUGCAGUCUUUCGAUACACGGAUGUUUUCCCACCGAUCGCAACAGUUUAUCCACCCGAUAAUCGACUCAUUAAGGAACACAAGAAUUAUUUAAUCUUAUCAGAAAAUGUAACUUCAUCUCCCAGAUACGUUACUCCGCUUGAUGUGUGUCUGCAAUUGUCGACAAGUGGAAAAUGGCCAGAUGAACUGGAAGCUUUCAGAAAAACAAAAGCCGCUUUUCAUUUACAAAUUGCAGAAUGUCUUAGGAAACAAUACAUGUCAAUAGUGAAUGCAAACUACUCGCAUAUUGAUCUGUACAAGGAAGGAUUCGUUUUUCGCUUGCGGGUAGCGCAUCAAAAGGAAAUUGCCUGUUUAAAACAACAGGUGACAGAAGAUGGAGUUAAACAGUACAAAGAUAACGACGAAUCAAUUGAAUUAGAAAGCAAAUUGUUUGAAUUGCCAAAAUUAACUAGUGCUUUACACGGAUUACAUGUUCAACAACCGUCCUUUGGAGCAGCUUGUUGUCUAACAAAACGAUGGCUUUCUGCUCAGUUAUUGGAUGAUUCCCACAUACCGGAUAUCGUUGUUGAGUUACUUGUAGCUUCUAUGUACUUAACACCAGCUCCGUACAGGCCUGCUCAGAUGCCUCAAGUAGCCUUUCUGAGAAUAUUGGAAAUUUUCGCGAGAGGUCACUGGAACACGGAUCCUGUGAUUGUGAAUUUUAACUAUGAAAUGACUAAGGAAGAAAUUGCUGCUGUGGAAAAUCUAUUCGGAUCAUCUCGUGACUCUUUACCACCAUUAUUCAUAUCUACUCCUUAUGAUCAACAAGGAUCAUUAUGGACAAAGAAAGUGCCCAGUACUCUAGUUUUAAAUCGUAUCACUGCUUUGGCAAGACAGACUUUAAAAUCAUUCGAAGAUCAACUUUCCACAAGAAUUUGGUUAGACGUCAGGGCUUUGUUUAGGCCACCACUCACAGAGUACGACUGUUUAAUACAUUUGAAGCCACAUAUGAUUCCUAGAAGGAGGCAAGCAAUUGAUGUCGAUAGAGAGUGUUCUGUCUCUAGCAUACAUCCAUACAAGAUGCACUCUGCACAAAAGAUACCAGUUAUUGAUUUUGAUCCUGUACAACUUUUCUUAAAAGAACUAAGAAAUGGAUACGACGAAUUCGCCCUCUUCUUUUACGACACCUAUGGUGGCACGGUAAUAGGAGUAUUAUUUAAACCCUCUGCGUUAGAAACCAAAGACUUCAAAGUCACGAAUAUUAAUUGUCGAAAGUGUAACGACGACGGUCAGCUGGUAUUAAAUAUCUCGGCAAUGAUUCAAGAUUUUUAUAUACUCGGGAAAGAUGUAAUAAAAGCGAUCGAUGUUCAAUCGAAAAGAUUUUCUUUGACAUGAUGAUUUCAUUCGAAGAAAUAUUAGGCUACAUUUCGUAUUGACACAGUUCAGUUUUAAUGUAAAUAUUUAAAAAUUCAUAUUUGUAUUGUACAACGAACAAUGUAUACAUAAUUUGAAAUGUAUAUGAUGCUCGAUAAAUUUAUUUGAAUAAUGUAAAGAUGUUCAAUAAAUUUAUUUGAAUAAAUAUACAUAUACGUAUA
Messenger RNA from Nomia melanderi (Alkali bee), 6626 nucleotides. RefSeq names its product nucleolar protein 6 Mat89Ba (gene Mat89Ba). NCBI's taxonomy places the organism in Eukaryota, Metazoa, Arthropoda, Insecta, Hymenoptera, Halictidae. Gene Ontology annotation, cellular component: UTP-C complex; CURI complex; small-subunit processome. The record is from RefSeq and is a predicted model, not a curated record. Gene Ontology annotation, biological process: tRNA export from nucleus; rRNA processing.